AUGCUAAUAUAUUACAUUUUAAUAAUAAACUCAAUAAUAUUUUGUUCUUAAUCAGUAUAAAUCCCAGUAGAAGAUGUGGAAUUCAUAACUCAUAAAGAAUCUGGAUUUAAAUUAAUUAACUCAAAAAUUCUUAUAAAUAGAGUUGAUAAUGUCAAAGGUGUAAUUGAUGAUGAUGGUGUUAAUUUUUUGCAUUUUGAAAUAUAUGAUGUAAAAACUGAGUAAUCAAAAAAGAAGAUAAGUAGUAUAUUAGAAUAAUUCUGGAAUGAUGCAAGAAUGGUUCCACUUAGAUUGAGAAAUUAAUUAGAAUUUAUGUUAUUAUUCAAUUUAAUAUUUUUAGUGAAAUAGCUUUCAAGAAACCAAAAAAUGCUUAAAUUGAAGUAAAUGAAUUAAAGAAUAAUACAUGGUCAAUAUUCAUUUACUUAAAGGAUAGUGUAGAUGUGAUGGAAAUUAAGUUUAAAAUACCAGAUAAUCAUUAUAAUGAGUAGUUUUAAAAGUUGAGAGUAUUACUAGACUUUAUUUGA
This is a messenger RNA of Paramecium pentaurelia, 521 nucleotides long. Lineage: Eukaryota; Ciliophora; Oligohymenophorea; Peniculida; Parameciidae. The record is from the annotation of a GenBank genome assembly.